This is a messenger RNA of Polyodon spathula (Mississippi paddlefish), 3080 nucleotides long. Its product is annotated as protein kinase C theta type-like. Lineage: Eukaryota; Metazoa; Chordata; Actinopteri; Acipenseriformes; Polyodontidae. The record is from RefSeq and is a predicted model, not a curated record. Gene Ontology annotation, biological process: protein phosphorylation. Gene Ontology annotation, molecular function: ATP binding; diacylglycerol-dependent serine/threonine kinase activity. The transcript is spliced from 19 exons. Bases 770 to 2908 code for a protein of 712 amino acids.
AAAAUGUUAUUGGGAAUAUCACCUUUCACCAUUCAUUAAAGCAGGUACUGUUAUUUUCUCACACAUCAUUUUUUUUUGGUAUUGUUUUAGGUUACUUUAUGAACCAAGCAUGGUGCAAUACUUUUGGUCAUAGCUGUAUAUCUCUGUUAUCUCUUGUAUAGCAUUGCUUUGGUGUGUAAAAAAAAAUUACCGUUUCCUUCCUAUUGAGAUGGACAAACUGAACUGGCCUGGGAAACAGAUUGGCACAUAGAUUGUCAAAUAGUACACUGGACCAAACUGCUGUGUUUUCUAAACAGUGUAAUUUAAUAAUUAGCUAAACAAACAUUCUGUGUCCAGUCGAUUGACAUUUCUGACAAAAACAGGCAAACAGUAUUCUCCCCACAGCUAAAGCUCCAAUUAAAUAGAGAGGCGUGAUUAUAUUCAAAUAUGGUGGGCGGGAAGUUCAUAGAGCAAGUACAGGGAUGGUAAAAUUCUGAGCUGAUGCUGCCUGUUUAUGUCUUGAGCAUUUAAACAAAAUAAAAACAUUGCAACGACAUUCGUAAGGGUGAUCCAUUUAUUUGUGAUAAGAUAGAAUAGCGUUCUAUUUAUUAGAUAAGCAUCGGAUCCAAAGAGACAGCUGUGCCCUGUUAACAGGACUGCCUUCGCCUCCGUCAGUUAGAAAAUCACAACUCUCACUUUUCAGCAAGCUACACCCACCAUUGGCUGGCUCAUAAAAAGCGAAACCGCCUGUCACUGUCUAUGCCGGGUGUUGAGGCUUGAAGCUACAGAGAUGUCUCCCUUUCUUCGAAUUGGCUUCUCAAACUUCGAGGGAGGACCCCUCGAAGUGACCCAGCGGGAGGAGUUUCAGCCUUACUGUGCUGUUUACAUGAAAGAAGCUGUUAAAACAGAGAAAGGACAGAUCUAUAAGCAACAGAAGCCAACGAUGUACCCUCCCUGGGACACUACCUUUGAUGCGCACAUUAAUGAAGGUCGGAUUAUGCACAUCGUGGUGAAAGACAAAACCAUGGAACUGCAUGCGGAGACCACAGUGGAGCUGAACAGCAUGGCAGCAAGGUGCAUGCAGAAGAAUGGGAAGGUGGAGGCCAUGCUUGAGCUAACACCAUAUGGACGAAUGUUGAUGAAUGCCAGGUACUUUCUGGAACAGAGUGAUGCUAAAGGUCAGUCUGAGACUGAGAGCGAGAGAUUCUUCACAUUGCACCAGCGCAGGGGGGCCAUCAAGCAGGCCAAGGUGCACAAAAUCAGGUUUCACGAGUUCAUCGCCACCUUCUUUCCUCAACCUACAUUCUGCUCCGUUUGCCACGAGUUUGUUUGGGGUCUAAACAAACAAGGCUACCAGUGCAGACAGUGCCAUGCUGCUAUUCAUAAAAAAUGCAAAGACAAAGUGAUAGCCAGAUGCACAGGGACUGCAGUCGACAGCAAAGAAACAAAGAUGCACAAAGAGAGGUUUAAAAUCGACAUGCCUCAUAGGUUUAAAAUCUAUAACUACAAGAGCCCGACAUUUUGUGAACACUGUGGAACGCUUUUGUGGGGGCUUGCAAAACAAGGGCUGAAGUGUGAAGAAUGUGGAAUGAACAUUCACCACAAGUGUCAGAAGAAAGUGGCAAACCUGUGUGGAGUCAAUCAGAAGCUUAUGGCAGAAGCACUAGCUGUGAUUGAGAGUGCACAGCAGGCCAGGUGUCAGCGUGACAGCGAGUAUAUCACCAGGGAGGGGCCUAUUGACAUCAACCUACCAGGUAUCCUCAGAGGGCCGUCGGGUGUUUUGCAAGCACCCCAUGAGUCUAUAAAAAAAGAAGUCCAGGGGAUUGCAUGGGAAUGUCCCUUACAAAAAAAAAUGCCUGAACCAGAGUGUCCAACAUACGCAGUGCCAAGGAAAGAGAUGCAUAAAUAUACCAUUGACGAUUUUACCCUACACAAGAUGCUAGGAAAGGGCAGCUUUGGAAAGGUGUUUCUUGCAGAACUGAAGUCGAAAAAUCAAUUCUUUGCAGUGAAAGCGCUGAAGAAAGACGUCGUGCUGAUGGACGAUGAUGUGGAAUGUACCAUGGUGGAGAAGAGGGUUCUCUCUCUGGCAUGGGAACAUCCCUUUCUGACACACCUGCACUGCACAUUCCAAACCAAGGAAAACCUUUUCUUUGUGAUGGAGUAUUUGAAUGGUGGGGACCUCAUGUUCCACAUACAGAACUGUCAUAAAUUUGAGAUACCAAGAGCUAGAUUUUAUGCUGCAGAAAUUGUUUGUGGUCUCCAAUUUCUCCAUUCGAAAGGCAUAGUAUACAGGGACCUGAAGUUAGACAAUGUGCUUUUAGACAAGGAUGGACACAUAAAGAUAGCUGACUUCGGGAUGUGUAAAGAAAACAUGUAUGAAGAAGCACGGACCUGCACCUUCUGUGGAACCCCAGACUACAUUGCCCCUGAGAUUCUUUUAGGACAGAAAUAUGGGAGCUCAGUAGACUGGUGGUCAUUUGGAGUCCUGCUGUAUGAAAUGUUGAUUGGUCAGUCACCUUUCCAUGGCAACGAUGAGGAAGAACUGUUUCAGUCAAUCCGCACUGACAACCCUUUCUACCCACGAUGGCUCCCUAAGGAUGCCAGAGAGAUUCUAAUCAAGUUAUUUGUGAGAGAGCCUGAGCAGAGACUGGGUGUGAAGGGAUCCAUUCGCCAGCAUGCGUUUUUCAAAGAAAUCAACUGGCAAGCACUUGAAAACAGGGAAAUCAAACCUCUUUUCAAACCCAGAGUGAGAUCCCCAGAUGACUGCAGUAAUUUUGAUACAGAAUUCUUAAAUGAGAAGCCGAAGCUCUCUUGUGCAGAUAGAACCCUCAUCAACAGUGUGGAUCAAACCAUGUUCAGCAACUUCUCCUUUGUAAACCCCAGGAUGGAUAGGCUUAAGGUUCAGUGUAUCCCUGGAUCAUCAGAAUAAGACAUUUCUGACCGCAGAUGCAAUAUUUGAUACUUACUGAGAUGGAAUAAAAGGGUACAGCUUUAGACUUCUUUUUUUUUUUCAUUUUACCAUUGCAGAGUGUUAUAUGUAUAUGCCAUUAUGUAACAUAAACUAUUUGUCAUUGUGGUAAAAAUAAAAGGGGGGGGGGGGG